UUAUCCUCUUCACCACUGAUCGGCUCGUUUAGUGACAACCAAUAAUAUCAGUAUUUUUUUUUUAUCAUAUAGAAUAGUUCAUAUUAAAAUAGUUUAUUAGAAAUCAAAAUGAAAAGGAUUGGAUGUGUUUUAUUAACGUUUACGCCCGCCUUUCAAACCGCCAAAACUUUGAUCCCGGCCAAGGAACUAAGGAUGCAUCCCAAGGAGACCACACAGUGCAUACAGGAGAAUGGAGAGACCACACACAAGAAUGGGGAGACCACACAACAUGUAGAGGAGAAUGGCUCUUACAUUGAGAGACAUGAGGAGCAUCAAUAUUUGGAUCUGAUCAGAAGAAUACUGAACAAUGGCAACAGAAAAGGUGACAGGACUGGCACUGGCGCUGUUUCCCUUUUUGGUGCCCAGAUGAGGUUUUCUUUAAGGAAUGGUGACUUCCCACUGCUCACAACAAAGAGAGUCUUUUGGCGGGGUGUUGCAGAAGAACUGAUCUGGUUCAUCAAAGGCUCGACAAAUGCCAAGGAACUACAGGAGAAGAAGGUCCACAUCUGGGAUGGAAACUCUUCCCGAGAAUUCCUUGACAAAUCAGGGUUCGCCAAGAGAGAGGAGGGGGAUCUGGGCCCUGUGUAUGGGUUUCAGUGGAGGCACUUUGGAGCACAGUACACAGACAUGCAUGCUGACUACACUGGCCAGGGUGUUGAUCAACUUCAGCAGGUGAUAGACACUAUUAGAAAGAACCCUAAUGACCGGCGCAUUAUUAUGUGCGCUUGGAAUCCUUUGGAUUUACCGAAGAUGGCUUUACCACCCUGUCACUGCCUCUGUCAGUUCUAUGUUGCCAACGGAGAACUUUCCUGUCAGCUUUACCAGCGCUCUGCCGACAUGGGUCUGGGGGUGCCUUUCAACAUUGCCAGUUAUGCACUCCUCACCUAUAUGGUAGCUCAUGUUACAAAUCUGAAGCCAGGUGAAUUUGUGCACACACUUGGAGAUGCCCAUGUUUACUCCAACCACAUCUCUGGAUUAAACGUUCAGUUGAAGAGAGAACCGAAACCAUUUCCAAAGUUGAACUUCAAGAGGAAGGUGGAGUCCAUCAAUGACUUCAAGUAUGAGGAUCUUGAAUUAAUUGGCUACAAUCCUCAUGCAAAGAUUCAGUUGGACAUGGCUGUAUAAGAAGUAAAUGAUAUAUCAGUAGUUCCUGUUUACAAAUUGUUGCUCUGUUGUGCUGAUACUUAAGCCAGCAACCCUUGGUAUAUGGGAAGGAUGACUUAACCACAUGAAGAUUAAUAAACUGGGGUGGGUAUAAAAUGUUGAUGAUAAUGAUGCUUUCUUAGAAUACAUCCCCUCUGUGUUUUUCAGUAUGUGUUUUUGCUAAACUUAAUUGGUUUAUACAACCCUUACUUGAUCUGAAUUGUUUGUAAUGUAAAAUUGUGUGUGUGUGUGUGUUUUGUUUUGUUUUAUUUUUCAAAAUCAUGCAAUUAAUGGUAUAAUUAUCACCCAUUUUUCAUAAACUUUGAAAAGUAAGGAAACCAAAAUUGCAUAGUGAGAUAGUCUACUAAUAUUGGAGGUUGGUUGAGUUCAAGUGGUGAAUAGAUUUUAUUUUGAGAAUUGUAUUAAUUGGACAGUCUUUUUCCUUCAUCACAUCACCACUAAUACUGUGUGGUCAGCAGAAUGGUUCAUAGAUUUCUUCACUUAUUGCUGUCAACUCCCUCAUAUCUUUGUGGAGCUACAUUUCUCUAUCUUCUUUUAGUCUGCCUUAACUUUUCUAACUGUCUACUGGCAUUCCCAUCACAUUGUGGACGAGAACCUUAGUUGGUGCGAUUUAAAUUGCCUCGGUGUAGGUGAUUCAGUAUUUCCUGCAUUUAUCACAUUCCAGGAAAUAGAUAAUAUUUUUUAAUACCAUUUUACUUUGUAUUAAACCUAGGUUAAGUUUACUUCCUGGUAUAACCUUGCACUUACACAUGUUUUGAAUGCAUUUACUGGGAUCCUUUAUUAGUUCAAAAUUAGUUGGUUUGGAACCCAUUCAUGUUUCCUCUUAUUAAAAUAUACUAAGUUUGUAACUCCUGCCUGGUAUUACUCGCCUUCUUAUUAGUGGUGCUAUGAGGCGCUCUAGGUGAGAAGUAAACGAACGACUAAAGUAAGAUGCACCAGAUAAUACAGUUAGAUUUUGACAAUUAAUAGUACAGUCAACAUACCUUAGCAAUUUUGUUGCUCAUCUUAUUCGUGGCCAGAGCGUCUCUUAGGUUUGAAUAUUUAAUUGGGUGGUUAAGUUUUUAUUUUAUUUUUAUUUUUUUUUUUUUUUAGUUGAGUGAUUAGGUUUUUAUUUUAUUUUAUUUUAUUUAUUUACUUAUUUUUCUCUGCAACUCCAUCCUACAUGAUAAUCAUUUGUUGCAUUUCAGUCUAUUGUUAUACUUACCAUAAUCAUCUUCAUAAUUUUUUAAUUGAAAAUGUCAUCUACCUUUAAACCUUUCUGCCUCGGGAAACAAUAAUCUUCCGUGCGCCCGAAAAACUAAAAAAAAAGAAAGAAAAAGUACUGUGGGGUCCAGCAGCAGGUGUGCACCAAGUAUUUUUAGCUCUAUUAGGGUGUGUUUGAUACUUUGAGCAUAAUGAGUGUUAUAUGAAGAAUAUGAUGAAUGCGGGGAGGUAGUUUGUAAGCCAGAAUAAAGCUAAUAAAGGCAUUGCUCUACACACGUUCAUCCCCCGCCACCCCUGAAUGAGUCAAACCCGAGCGUCCACCCCCUUGUUAUGUUGGUGGGUUGGGCUUAUUGUUAUGUACUGUUUAGUUCCUACUUAUGUGUUGUGCCAAUAUGUGAUUGUGACAACAGUUGAUGCUUGUUUUGUAUGUACAAUAUAUAAUGACUAGUUAUGUCUGAUCUAGGUUCCAGCCUUUUCUUCCUCGGGUUCUUUCUAGAGUAAAUAAAGGAGAGAAAAUUA
This is a messenger RNA of Homarus americanus (American lobster), 2925 nucleotides long. RefSeq names its product thymidylate synthase-like. Bases 109 to 1164 code for a protein of 351 amino acids. Gene Ontology annotation, biological process: dTMP biosynthetic process. Lineage: Eukaryota; Metazoa; Arthropoda; Malacostraca; Decapoda; Nephropidae. Gene Ontology annotation, molecular function: thymidylate synthase activity. The transcript is spliced from 8 exons. The record is from RefSeq and is a predicted model, not a curated record. Gene Ontology annotation, cellular component: mitochondrion; cytosol.